AGUUAAGCAGCACGACGAGGGCAACUCCCCCAAUUCAAGUCUGUAAUUUCAUUUCCUGCUUCCUUUCUACCUCCUUCUGGUUCGUCAAUGGAGAUUUCAUUUCCAACAACUCCGGCGGCCGGCUAUUUUCGUUCUUCGACAGAAACAUCACUGCUGCAGAGAAUUAAGCUUCCUUCUUGGCAUCGAUAUGGUGCAUAUAUUUCAUUGAGUCAAAGAACCAAACAACCGUUAUUAUCGACUAGAGCUGUUUCUCCUGUUCUGAGAGAGAGUCGCUUCAAGGUUUUAUGUAUUCAAAAUAAACAAGUUCCAGUCUUGGAAGCCAGGCAUAUUGUGGGUUUAGCUGGUCCUCCGGGUGCUGGGAAAAGUACUCUAGCUAAUGCAGUAGUGCAACGUGUUAACAAAUUAUGGCCUGCUAAAGCUAAUUCUUUUGAUUCUCAAGUUAAGCCUCCAGAUGUUGCCAUAGUUCUUCCAAUGGAUGGGUUCCAUUUAUAUCGUUCCCAGCUGGAUGCAAUGGAGAAUCCAGAGGAAGCCCAUGCAAGGAGAGGAGCUCCAUGGACUUACAAUCCGACACUACUGUUUAAUUGUUUGAAGAAUCUGAGGAAUCAGGGAUCUGUUUAUGCACCAUCAUUUGACCAUGGUGUUGGUGAUCCAGUUGAAGAUGACAUCUUUGUGAGCCUUCAGCAUAAGGUGGUUAUUGUAGAAGGAAAUUAUCUGUGUUUAGAAGAAGGGGUUUGGAAGGAUGUAUCAUCUAUUUUUGAUGAGAAGUGGUAAGGAUUAAGUUGCAAGUUAGAAACUAAUGAACUUAGGUUAACUUUUGUAGCAUAGCAUCACAGGUUUACCAUUAGAUCUAGUAUUUAUACUAUAAACAUGGUGCCAUUUCAGCUAAAUAUAAAUAAAUAAAUAAAUAAAAACAAACAAACAAACAGGGAAAAUGAAAUUCGCUUAGAACUUAAAAUCUUACUUUCACUUUUCUCAGUUUCUGUUUCACAGGGUGGUAUGUUCUGAUUUCAACAAUUUUUUGAAAACUGUGAUACUUUAUGAGUUAGAUUUUUUCCUUGAGACCAGCAUACAAAGAACAUAUUGCAUGUUGGUUUAGAUGAUUAUUUUCUUACUAUAGAACUUAGAAAGGAGAAAAUGUACACUGUCUUUUCAUUUGCUGUUCUUGUUCCUCUUAACCAUAGGCAGAUAAAAAUAGUUUGUGUUAAAGUUUACAAGAUUUGAGUUGCCCUCUCUUAAUAUUCACUUCAUUUCGUCCAUUUUUCCAUAGUAUGUUAUCAACUAAAAGUUCUUUCAUCUUGGAUUUAACAAUUAUCUCCAAGUGCCAUAGUCUGCAUGUGAUUGAUCCAAGAUGCAACGCAUUAGACUCUUAUCACAUUCUAGUUUCUGGAGAAUUUUAUUUUUGGCUGAAUCUCUAUUAUCUUUUAGAUCGAUAGUUUUUCCAUUUUCUU
Molecule: messenger RNA, 1448 nt
Organism: Rubroshorea leprosula
Lineage: Eukaryota; Viridiplantae; Streptophyta; Magnoliopsida; Malvales; Dipterocarpaceae
Source: the annotation of a GenBank genome assembly